AUGUUGAGAUCGAUUUUAGGUAUAUCGAAGCAUAGUAGAGCAUUCCGUAGAAUGAUGAUACAAGAAUUAAAACCAAUAACAACACAAUCAAUUAAAUCAAAUAUAAUAUUACAACAAACAUUACAAACAAGAUCAUACUCUGAACCUGCUACUACAAACCAAACAGCAGCACAAGAAGAAAAAUCAAAAUAUGAAUCAUCAAAAGAAUAUAUCAAGAAAGCACAUAUUGAGAAUUCAAAAGAAUCAGAACAAGUUUUGAGAAUAAUGAGAAAAACUGGUGCUAUUUCUGUUUUAGUUGUGUUUGGAUCUAUUGCAUAUGCUGCUUUUUCAGAAUAUCAAACUAAACCUAAUGAAGUUGAAGAAAUUGAAUAUAUACCAAAUUUGAGUCAAGAUAUACGAUAUAAAACCAGAAGUUGA
Messenger RNA from Lodderomyces jiufengensis, 417 nucleotides. RefSeq lists its product as uncharacterized. The record is from RefSeq and is a predicted model, not a curated record. The coding region runs from base 1 to 417 and encodes 138 amino acids. Lineage: Eukaryota; Fungi; Ascomycota; Pichiomycetes; Serinales; Debaryomycetaceae. The transcript has a single exon.